This is a messenger RNA of Cephus cinctus (wheat stem sawfly), 2497 nucleotides long. Its product is annotated as X-ray repair cross-complementing protein 5. NCBI's taxonomy places the organism in Eukaryota, Metazoa, Arthropoda, Insecta, Hymenoptera, Cephidae. The record is from RefSeq and is a predicted model, not a curated record. Gene Ontology annotation, cellular component: Ku70:Ku80 complex. The transcript is spliced from 14 exons. Gene Ontology annotation, biological process: cellular response to gamma radiation; double-strand break repair via nonhomologous end joining; telomere maintenance. Gene Ontology annotation, molecular function: telomeric repeat DNA binding; double-stranded DNA binding. The coding region runs from base 556 to 2283 and encodes 575 amino acids.
AUCGUUGUGCUUGUCUUCUUUUUGAACCUAACACGCGAUUGGCUAACAGCUAUUCACUUUUCGUAUUUUCGCUCUACAUUUCAGUUUCUCAUUACCGCCAGACCUGUAUAUCUAUAAGACCGUGAUCUUGAGCAAUUGUAUCAGACUUCUUUGUCAGGAAAAGAACAUUUUCGUCGGUUGUCAGCUCCAGACAAGUUUUGUUUUAUUUUACUAAAUUUUUGUUGAAACACGAGCAACACUUAAACGUUAAAAACACCGCGUCUUAUAAUCUCCGUGAUCCAUAAAUAAUCCCGUAGCACGGUCUUACGUAGUACACUGUUCACGAGAUACCAAUUCAUAGUGUUUGAUACUGGUUCAUAUUGGUUCAAAUUGUCAUACUUCGUGAACACACUGGCGGACACUAUCCCUCAACGAAGUUUAUUAAUAAUUUUGACUUUCUGGCACUUGGCCUCCUGCAAGGACACAAAUUCGAUUAAGAUUAAGGAGAAGAGUCCUGACUUGCAAGUACAAGAGUUCCAUUCAAUUGCUUAGGAUUCAAUUUAGGUGUUUAAUAAUAUGCCUCCUAAAGCAACAAAGGAAUUACGUGUAUUCGUGAUCAAUGUUGGAUCCGGCACUCGCAACAUUGAUGAUUUCCAAAAAUUAUAUCUAGAUAAAGCAAAAUAUAUACUGAAACGUUGUAUAGAAAAAAAAAUAUUUUUGGAUCCAAAACAUGAAAUUGGCCUUGUGGUACUAGGUACCGAUGUUACUGAAAACGAUUUGGAAUUUGAUAAUAUCCAUCAAGUCACAGAAAAUAUACAAGUUCCAACAUGGACUUUAGUCAAACAUGUAACAAAUUUGCAAGCAACAGCUUCUUCAUCCAAUUGGAUAAAGGCAAUUUAUGUAGCAUUAAAGAUUCUUGACAGAGGAUUUGUGGAAAAGUCAUGUGUUCAAACAUUAAUGCUGUUAAAUGAUUUUAACGAAGAGCCAACUGUCAUUGAAGAAUUCGAUGUAAAUGAAGUUGCAAACGAGAUACGUGAGCGUGAUGUUAGAUUUAUUCCUAUUGGAGAACGUGACAUUUCACAAAACUCUUUGUCUGCAAUGAAUUCAAGCGAGAAAUUUGUCAUGAAACUCUGUGAAAAGACUGACAAUCAAUAUUUUACACUGGAUGAUGCAGUUCAACAAACAUCUUUCUACAGACAGCGACCCACAAAACCAAUAGGAUGGGGAACUACUUUAGAUUUUGCGGGUUUCAAAAUUCCAAUUGCAAAGUACCUGAAGGUAACAAAUUCUUGGAAAUUGCCUACAUGGAAAAAAUUGGUAAAAUCUGAUUAUAAUAAGGAAGUUAAAGUAAAUAGAGUACAUCAAUAUACAGAUCGAUACAGAGAAUCUCAUACUUUCGAGAAUAUUAUAUCUGGAUACAUGUAUGGUGGUGUCUUUGUUCCUUAUACAGAUACCACCAAGACUGAGGCGGAAUAUAAAAGUGGUGAAAAGAGCUUCAUAAUCCGUAACUUUGCAAAGAGAAAUGAGGUUUACCUGGAUCUGUGGACUGGUAAUGGUUCAUAUGUUGUUGUACCUUCAGGCCAGGAGGCGAUCAGGCCAUUCUAUUCAUUAGUGCAGGCCAUGGUGGAUGAAGAUAUGGUAGCCAUCGUCAGGAAAGUCCACUAUUCAAACCUUGCACCAAGAAUGGGUAUUCUGUUUCCAUAUAUCAAUGUCCUCGAUCAACCCGGGUGCCUCGUGUUCGUCGAAAUGAUAUUCACAGAAGACAGAUGUUUGUUGCAUCGAAUGCCAAUGAAUUCUCUUGUAAAACAAUUGUCGAAGGAACAAGAUGAAGCCAUCGAUGGAUUCAUAGAUUCGAUGACAUUACCAGAAUCUAGGUGCGCCAGUGAUUCUGAUGAAAUUGAGAAAACAUUUGAUGCCGGAACUGUACAUAAUCCUGGGAUUCAGCACGUGUGGAAUGUACUUUCCCGUCGUGCAUUAAAUCCAGAUAGUGAAAUACCUCCAAUGGAGUCAUACCUCUCUAAAUUAGUUAUGACACCAGCACCAUUGAAAGAAAAAAGUUUGCCUUAUUUGAAAAAAAUAGAGAAGUUAUUCCAGUGGAAAGAUACAUACGAGACUAAAAAUAAAUUAAAUGACAAAAAAGAGACAGAUGUAAAAGAGACUAAAGAGAAGUUGCAAGAUGAUUCAAAAGCAGGAAGCAAAAAUAUAGCAGAAGACGCUCCUGAGGUACAAGAAACAAUGGAUGCAGAGCUUUCGCAGCAAUUUAUUGAUGAUGUAGAUUUGGAUAAUUUGGCUAUGAACAUGUGAUUCCUCAGGUUUGCUCUUCAAAUUUAAUGAUAUAUGUAGAGCUGUAAUCAGCAGCCCGUAUUUUUAUGAAAAAUGUAUUCAGUUCAUUUUACAUUGUCAUAGAUAGCACUUCUAUUUUUAUUUCUAUACGUCUUUCAAUGUUUAUUAUGUAAACAUUAAUGUGAUAAUGUGAUGUAUGUUAUUAUUUUUUUAUUCAAUAAAUAUGUAAUUUGUA